Messenger RNA from Opisthocomus hoazin, 210 nucleotides. The record is from RefSeq and is a predicted model, not a curated record. NCBI's taxonomy places the organism in Eukaryota, Metazoa, Chordata, Aves, Opisthocomiformes, Opisthocomidae.
AUGGCCACUGGAAAAACCACCCUCUCCACCGGAGUCACCAUGGAAGAGGUCCCACGUGCCCUGAGCGCAGGGAGCAUCGUGGCCAUAACCGUGACGGUCAUCGUGCCUCACUCAAAUGCCAGAGACGCUGUUCAUCAUCGUCAUAACCAGCACUCCUCCUAUGGCAGGCUUUUGGAUGACCACGACUACGGCUCCUGGGGCAACUACAAC